AUGAGUGGGAGCACUUGUUCGACUGACCCUAAACAACAUCCCUCGGAGCUACCUAGCGAUACAGAAUUACCGAGUCUCUUGACACCAUGGCAAACAGAGGAUUAUGAAAAUUCCAUCAAGACUGCAUUGGUACAACCUAAUGAUUGCAGUCAGUUUCGGAUUGAUGGUCAGGUCCCACGCCAAAACUCAAUGUUGGCACAUUCACACCAAGUGUAUUUACAGCAAAACGAACAAAAGCGUGCUGGUCCAGGAAGGCGCCGACUAGAAGGCCAAAAAGGGUUAUUGAUGGGACUAAUUGAUCACUGCUAUCCACCGCCAAUUUGUCCUUCCUGCUACUACACAGGAUCUAGUUUAUCUGAUAUCCAUAUGCACUAUAAACUACAUAGUGGAGUUAAGGCAUACAGAUGUAUUCAUCCAACCUGUAACCAUGCGUAUAGCUCACGCCCUGGACUGCGUUAUCAUCUUGAGCAUGCUCACACUGUGACUAUGAUAUCUGAUUCAAGUGUUCAACUCGUUGCUUCAAAGAAAUCGGUUACAAUUUCCAAACGGCCGGCUCCUACACGCAUGAAAAAGUCUCAGAUAUCAGCCUCUCUGCAGACCUUGUUAGACAAUGCCUACCAUCCUACACUUUGUCCUGCCUGUCAAAUGAGCUUCAAGCGAAAAACUCAUGUUGUCCAUCAUAUUGUUAGUGCCCAUAGAGGUGAUGAGAUUUACAAGUGUGUUGUUUCAGGCUGCAAGCGAAACAAAGCCUAUGCCACUCGCGAAGGAUUAGUGUAUCAUCUAGCCAAUUAUCAUUCUUAA
Molecule: messenger RNA, 801 nt
Organism: Phycomyces blakesleeanus NRRL 1555(-)
Lineage: Eukaryota; Fungi; Mucoromycota; Mucoromycetes; Mucorales; Phycomycetaceae
Product: C2H2-type zinc finger transcription factor
Exons: 3
Coding region: 1-801 (266 amino acids)
Source: RefSeq, a predicted model, not a curated record